Protomyces lactucae-debilis is the source of this 3825-nucleotide messenger RNA. RefSeq names its product chromo domain protein 1. Lineage: Eukaryota; Fungi; Ascomycota; Taphrinomycetes; Taphrinales; Protomycetaceae. Gene Ontology annotation, biological process: nucleosome organization; regulation of transcription by RNA polymerase II. Gene Ontology annotation, molecular function: DNA binding; ATP hydrolysis activity; histone binding. Gene Ontology annotation, cellular component: chromatin; nucleus. The coding region runs from base 1 to 3825 and encodes 1274 amino acids. The record is from RefSeq and is a predicted model, not a curated record. The transcript is spliced from 2 exons.
AUGGUCGAAGACGACGAUGAUGAAGAGGACGAGCUGAGCGCGCCUCCGACAGAUGAUGAAGACGCAGAUGAAGAUUUUGCUCCUGCUCGACGGAAACCUGCCUCUAGCACCUCGAGUCGCAAGAAGCCAGUCAUUCGCAGUGACGAUGAAGACUCAUCUGAUGCCUUUGGGAGCAAACACAAGCGUAAGCUCUCAAGACGUGUCAACUAUGCCGAGCCUGAUAAUGAUGAUGAUCUGCUUGCGAGUGACGAGGAGAUGGAGUACGAGUAUGUUGCACCAACCACUGAAAAGCAAGAUGCCAUCGACCUGGUCUUGGACCAUCAACGUCUCGCUACCGAAGGCGAAGCAACAGAUGACGUUGAGCCAAAGCGUAACCUUGAGUACCUUGUCAAGUGGCAAAACUAUUCACACCUGCACAACACCUGGGAGACAUACAGCUUCCUCUCUGGCUUCAAAGGCGCCAAACGUGUCGACAACUACAUUCGUCAGUAUGUUGUGAUUGACGCCGAGAUUCGACGGGAUCCUGCAACCACACGCGAAGACAUCGAAGCAAUGGACAUUGAGCGUGAACGCCGUCGGGAAGCGCUGGAAGAGUUCAAGUCCAUCGAUCGCAUCGUAGACGCGCGUGAUGGCGACGAUGUCACCGAGUACCUUGUUAAAUGGAAGCAACUCUACUAUGACAGUUGUACAUGGGAAAAGGCAUCCGAUUUGAAGGACGAGGGUCAGCCAUUUGUGGAUGCAUACCUAGAUCGCGCGAGCUCGGCCAUUGCGCCUUCACUCAGUCAAGCGUAUACCGCCACCAACCGGCCAAAAUUCAAAAAGCUCGAGAAGCAACCUUCCUACAUCACGGGUGGCGAGUUGCGUGACUUUCAGUUGACUGGCGUCAAUUGGAUGGCGUACCUAUGGUCCAAGAAUGAGAAUGGUAUCCUGGCUGAUGAGAUGGGACUCGGCAAGACUGUUCAGACUGUCUCCUUUCUAUCCUACUUGGUGCAUGGCUUGCGGCUAAAUGGUCCAUUCCUCGUCAUUGUACCGCUAUCAACUGUUCCGGCAUGGCAAGAGACACUUGCUCUGUGGUCAGCCGAUCUCAAUUGCAUCACGUACCUUGGCAAUACCAAGGCAAGAGAGAUGAUUCGUGAUUAUGAGUGGUACGGUCGUGGUUCUCGCAAGCCAAAGUUCAACAUUCUCCUUACCACUUACGAAUACAUCCUCAAGGAUCGAGCCGAGCUGGGCAGCAUCAAGUGGCAGUACAUGGCCAUCGAUGAAGCGCAUCGUCUCAAGAAUGCCGAGUCACAGUUGUACGAGGCCCUUCGAGAGUUCAAGUCCGCCAACCGUCUCCUCAUCACCGGAACACCCUUGCAAAACAACAUCAAGGAACUUGCUGCACUCAUCGACUUCCUCAUGCCCAACAAGUUUGAGAUUGCACAGGAAAUUAAUUUCGAGACGCCAGACGAACAGCAGGAAGAGUACAUUCGCGAUUUGCACAAACGACUUCAGCCCUUCAUAUUGAGGCGACUGAAGAAGGAUGUGGAAAAGUCGCUGCCAUCCAAAUCAGAGCGCAUCCUGCGCGUAGAGUUGGCUGAUUUGCAGCAACAAUAUUACAAAAACAUUCUGACGCGCAACUACAGCGCGCUCAAUGCAGCAUCGGGUCCAGGUGCGCAGCACAAUCUUCUCAAUGUCAUGGCCGAGCUCAAAAAGGCCUCCAACCAUCCAUACCUGUUUGAUGGCAGCGAAGACACCUUCAUGUCUGUUGCUGGUGGCGAUCAUACCCGUGACGAUGUCUUGCGCGGUAUGGUCAUGAAUUCAGGAAAGAUGGUACUGCUGGAUAAGCUCCUGACGCGCCUGCGCAAGGAUGGUCAUCGCGUUCUCAUCUUUUCGCAAAUGGUGCGCAUGCUCGACAUUCUCUCAGACUAUCUGGCUCUUCGUGGUCUGCCCUUUCAACGUCUCGAUGGUACGGUACCGGCGGCAACGCGUCGUAUUGCAAUUGAUCACUACAAUGCGCCCGACAGUCCAGACUUUGUGUUUUUGCUCAGCACGCGUGCAGGUGGUCUUGGUAUCAACCUCAUGACGGCUGAUACUGUUGUCAUCUUUGACUCUGACUGGAAUCCUCAAGCAGAUCUGCAGGCUAUGGCUCGGGCGCAUCGUAUCGGUCAGAAGAAUCAUGUCAUGGUGUACCGGCUUGUAUCAAAGGAUACAAUUGAAGAAGAUGUGCUUGAAAAGGCGAGACGCAAGAUGAUCCUUGAGUAUGCCAUCAUCUCGCUUGGUGUGACGGACAAGUCGCAUCUCAAGGUCAAGGACAAUUUGACAACAAACGAGUUGAGCGAAAUUCUCAAGUUUGGCGCAUCCACCAUGUUUCAAAAGAAUGACAACCAAAAGAAGCUUGAAGACCUCAACCUCGAUGACGUGCUUGAGCAUGCAGAGAAUCACGACACAACAGGCGAUGUUGGUGGUGCAUCGAUGGGAGGCGAAGAAUUCUUGAAGCAAUUCGAGGUGACCGACUAUAAAGCAGAUGUCACUUGGGAGGACAUUAUCCCAGCUGAGGAGCGAGCACGCAUCAAGGAGGAGGAAGAUCGCCGGCGAGAGGAACUCUUUCUUGAAGAAGAAAAGAAGAGUGCCUUGGGUCGCAAACGCAAGCCAGGGCCCGACUUUGUGGACACCCUGCCGCCAGACUCGACCAUUCGCAAGAAACCUAUCGACCGCAGUGAUCCGAAAGAGCGACCAGUCGGGGAGAAGGAGGUACGCAAUAUCUACAAGAGCAUUCUCAAGUUUGGUUCUCCAAGAGAGCGCUGGGAUCUUGUCAUGGCAGAUGCAGAAGUACUUGAGCUCGACAAAGCCAAGGUGACCGAGGUGGUGAAUGACUUGUUUGAGAGUUGCAAAAAUGCGAUACUGGAACAGAAUGCUCGUGACAAGGAGUCUGGCUCGCCUGCGGUGCCGCAAAGGAAGAGAAAAGCGCUUCUCCUCAGUGUUCGUGGUGUGCGAAACCUGAAUGCCGAGACGUUCCUGCAGCGAUCGACCGACUUGAGCUUGCUGCACAAGUUGACAACAGACAAGACGCCAAAGCAAUUCCGACUGACUGCGCAGGUUAAGCCUGUUCAUGGCUGGACUUGCAGCUGGGGUGUUCGUGAAGAUUCCAUGUUGUUGUAUGGCAUUGAUCGCUAUGGAUUUGGUUCUUGGAAUUUGAUGCAAGCGGACGAGGAGCUGGACCUGAAAGGCAAGUUUUUCUUGGAGGAUCCACGCCACGAGGACAAGGAAAAAGGCGAAAACAAAGAUUCACCUGGUGCUGUACACCUGGUCAGGCGUGGAGAGUACUUGCUGGGUGUGUUGCGAGAAGACGAGGAGCAUCGUGCCAAAGGCGAUAUGCGGCGUUAUGUCACGUCGCAGCCAAAGAAGAAGGCAUCGCGCGACUCUUCUAGCCCGGCGCCUGGCAAACGACUCAAGACUUCAGUCAACAAGCUCAAAAAGAGCACGAAUGGCAGCUCGUCGCCACUUUCUUCAUCGUCCAUCAAAAAGCGGGCGGAACCAGAGUCUGAAGUGGAAUAUGAAUCAAUGGAUGAAAAUGCAUGCAAGUCCAUCAUGAAGGCUGUCAAAGACCCUCUCAAGCGUCUGAGACGCGAGGGAGCCGAGCUCAAGGAUCACGCUCUGGCUGUGUGUCUCAAGGAAGUCUUGACCCAGGUCGGUGAGUUUAUCGAUGCGCAGGUCGCAGCCUCAACAGAUCCCAAGCUCGAGAAGCAUCUAUGGCACUUUGUGACAUACUUUUGGCCUACGGACAUCAAGUACCUGAAGCUCAUUCGCAUGUACGCAAAGAUACGCGAGGGCAAGCGUAAGUAG